UACGACGAUUAUAAUCUUUAAAGGAGUGACGAACCGGCUAUGAUUAAUGUUAAUUAAUUUCACAUCGGGUAAAGAAUAUAAAAUCACUUAUUACGCACGUACGAGAUUACAUUAGAAAGCUAAAACAAAGUAGACUUCAAAUUUUCUUAAAGAAAGCGCACACCUCCAAUUUUUGCAGAAAAUGGAAGAAAAAAGUGGACCACCACCUGGUUAUACUGAUGCAUCAUACCCGUCUCAACAACAACCAUAUCCUCCGCAACAACAGCCUUAUUCUCCAGAGCAACAGCCUUAUCCUCCGCAGCAACAGCCUUAUCCUCUGCAGCAACAACAACCACAACCCUAUCUUCCUGAAAAUUCUUCACAAUAUCCCCAACAGCAAUAUGUUUAUCCUGCGCAACAACCUCAGCAACAAUACAUGCAGGGACAGGAGCAGGGCUUUGCCUCCAAUACGCAAACAACUGUAGUAGUUUCGCAACCACAGGCUUUUGUGCAAGCUCCAGUUUACGUGGAAAACUAUGCUGCAUUGAGCUGGUUUGCUUGUUUAUGCUGCUGUUGGCCAAUAGGUAUCGCUGCAAUCGUUAAAUCAAGCGAGGUUAACAGUGCAAUGGCAGCAGGAGAUUUCCGUCGAGCCCAAGUAGCGUCUAGUGACGCAAAAAAAUACGCCAUAAUAGCUAUCAUUUGUGGUCUUAUUUUGGUACCACUCAUUAUCGUUGGAAACGUGCUAAGAAACUCUUAAACAUAAAUAUAAGUUUGUGAUUAGAAGAAAUCAUACUCCAGUAGAAAGAAUAUCUUUUCCACGAAAAAAGAUUCUUUUUUUUUUUUUUUUGUUUUUUGGCGCAAUUUAAUUUUUCAACAUGUCAAACCUUUUAGACCAUUUUAGCCAAUGUCAAACUAUUGGACGAUGAGAAGUACAAAAUCCUUCUCCACAAGAGAGAUUUCAAGGAAAAAAUAUCAAUGUAGCGCGUGUUUGCUCUGUUUUGUAGAAUAGUAAAUGGCUUGUUAUCGAAACUUUAUUUUAACAUUUUGGAGUGCACAGAUAGUAUUCAUUGUUUGAAUUUUUGUAGCUCUUUUUUAGUGACAAAAAUAAAUAUAUAAACAAGAAGUAAAUCUCAUUCUGUAAUAAAAUGAAACCUUUACAUUUCUUCUAUAUUAUGAUACCCAUAUCUGUUUUUUGUCUGUGAGCCAAAGUAUACUAAGUUUUUUCUAAAAAUUAACAGCAUGGAAUUCCAUUUAUGUAGCCAUUUUGAUGGUAAUCAUACGUGCGAUGUUAAUCACACGUACGAAGUAGUGUAAUAUGUCGAUUUACCCUUUCCUCCCGGCGGUGAUCGUGGUGUCAUUUUCAAAACACUGGAUGCGAAUGUUGAUAAAUGUGGGUUUGACUGGAUCAAAAAUAUAUUGUCAACCCGGUAAUAUGAUGUGGUCGUUUCUGUAGUGUUGAGUAGAUGGAAAUUUAUGGAAAGAAAGAACCUUAUCAUUUAGCUGUUCUUUCUUAACUUUUUAUUAUUUUAUGUUUCUUAGCUGGAAAAGGCCUGGGCUAUUCCAAAUGUUAAAAGAAGUUAGCUACAAUAAUUUCUGAUAUCAACGAUUUUAAGAGAUCGUGAGUAGUUUUAGUUGGUUUUGUACCUAAAUAGUUCCUUAACCCUAUUAACCCAUAUUAUGGACGAGGGGGGAGGGGCAAAAAAUUGAAUCAAACUUGGCACACUUAUAGUACGUCACAAAAGGAACAAAAGGACAGCUAUAAAUUUUUGCUUAUGUCAGCACAUUUUCUGUGACGUCAACGAAAGCUUAAAAUUUGUUCAAAAUACCACCAUCUGCUUAAAGUUUAAUUGCUUUAGUUCCACAGCGAAGUUUUACAUUCUGUUUGAAGUUUCUGAAAGCUAAAUAAAAGUUAUAUAACACAUUUUCAAAAAUUGCCCGAAAAUCCGGUUUUUCCUCGUUUUGAGGCAAAAUCCCAAAAAAUCAAGAAUUCAAAUGGGAACAAUAUACACUAGACAUUUUAUACCUGGGAAACACAAACACAAAAACAAGUUUUUGUUAUGGAAAUGUAUAUAUAAAUUUCUUAAAUAAACAACAUUGUAUUUACA
This is a messenger RNA of Hydractinia symbiolongicarpus, 2084 nucleotides long. RefSeq lists its product as uncharacterized. The transcript has 4 exons. Gene Ontology annotation, cellular component: membrane. Lineage: Eukaryota; Metazoa; Cnidaria; Hydrozoa; Anthoathecata; Hydractiniidae. The record is from RefSeq and is a predicted model, not a curated record. Bases 182 to 736 code for a protein of 184 amino acids.